Messenger RNA from Podarcis raffonei (Aeolian wall lizard), 1394 nucleotides. It is a transcript of the gene ATP6V1F, whose product is annotated as ATPase H+ transporting V1 subunit F. The record is from RefSeq and is a predicted model, not a curated record. Gene Ontology annotation, cellular component: proton-transporting V-type ATPase, V1 domain; membrane. Bases 57 to 416 code for a protein of 119 amino acids. Gene Ontology annotation, biological process: proton transmembrane transport. NCBI's taxonomy places the organism in Eukaryota, Metazoa, Chordata, Lepidosauria, Squamata, Lacertidae. The transcript is spliced from 2 exons. Gene Ontology annotation, molecular function: proton-transporting ATPase activity, rotational mechanism.
CUGCGCGGGGCCAUUCUUCGCGGCAGCGCGCUCCUCGUCCUCGUCCGUCAGCAGCCAUGGCCGGCCGGGGGAAGCUGAUCGCGGUGCUGGGCGACGAGGACACCGUGACCGGGUUCCUGCUGGGCGGCGUCGGCGAGCUCGACAAGCACCGCCGCCCCAACUUCCUGGUGGUGGAGAAGGAGACGGCGCUGGCCGAGAUCGAGGACGCUUUCCGGAGCUUCCUGUGCCGCGACGACAUUGGCAUCGUCCUCAUCAACCAGUACAUUGCGGAGAUGAUCCGGCACGCCAUCGACGCCCACACUAAGUCCAUCCCGGCGGUUCUGGAAAUCCCCUCUAAGGAGCACCCUUACGAUGCCUCCAAGGACUCGAUCCUGCGCCGCGCCAAGGGAAUGUUCUCCGCUGAGGACCUGCGGUAGACCGGCUGCUCCUCCAGCAUCAACUCUUCCAUCAAGAGCCUUCCCCUCCUCUCCUGUUGCUCCAGCACAUUUACCACCAUUCAGACCCUUCCUCUCCCUGCCCAGGGGAUGUCCCUGUGGUCCCCUACAUUCCCGCUGUUUGGAAUUUCUAGCUCUAGUGUGUCUGCGAUAUUUUGGGAGCUGGGAGGGUGGGGACAGCUGGGAGCUAAUGUUGCAUUUUCUGCUGCAGUGGGAGUGCUGCCACUACUUCCUUUCCCCCCCUUAGCUGGAGCUGUGUUCGAGUUCCCUUGCGGGCUGUAAUUUACCAGGGAGCUUCUCCAUAUACUCCUGUGGCCCUUUCUCCUACCCCACAAAAGGGGGUCCCAAGGUAUAUUUCUCAGCAGAACGAUUUGGGAUCUUUUGAGGGCCCGACAUUUCCUUGUCCUUCAGGACUAAAGUCCUGGUCCCUGGUUGUUGAUGCAGCAAUACACUUACAACCCAAAUCUACACACACACACACACACACACUCCUAUCUGUGAAGUGCAAACCGGUGAUCUUUAAUUAAACUGAAAGGCAGAACGUGCAAUUCUCUGCAAUUUGCGUCUCGAGGAUGCAUGCAGGAGAAAAUGUCACGAUACCUCGUCAGAGGCGGUGUCGCGCCGGGAAAAAUUUCUGCCGCUUUCAUUCUGCCGUCCUCUGUCAGACCUCUCUGUAGCCCUCAAUUUGCACAAAUAUUCUCCACUGAAUACCGCUUGUUUCUUGCAAAAGUCCUGCCUGAGGUGAGUCUCAGAGAGAAAAUAGACACCCAGCCGUAUUCUUCUGUGCUUUUCCAUGUUUAUGACUUGUGCUGUUUGUUUUGUUCUGAAUAUAAGAUAUAUGUGAUCUUUAAUAAUAGCUAAUCGUAGUUAUUAUUUUUGUGAUUCCUUGUGAAUGAACCUGUUAAAUUGAGGGGAGGAACUUAAGGAGUGGACUCAAUAAAAACUGUCUGUGAAUCACUA